AUGGGGUUCAAAGUUGUCAUCGCUGGAGCCAGCGUUUCGGGCCUCUCGCUAGCCAACAUGCUCGAGAAGUUCAACAUCGACUAUGUCAUCCUUGAGGCAUAUCCGAAUGUUGCGCCUCAACUUGGAGCAAGCAUAGGGCUACUUCCGAGCGGCCUGCGCAUUUUGGACCAGCUAGGUUGCUACGAACGUCUUCGGGAAAUGGCCGGAAAUUGUUACUACCAAAACGUUCUGCGUCGAUUCGACGGCAGGGUGUUGGCGAAGAAAAAGCACAUCACCUUCUCGGAACGAAUGGAAAACAAAAUAGGAUAUCCUCAGAUGUUUAUUGAUCGGCAGAUGCUUCUCCAGGUUCUCUUCGACAACCUCAAGUUCAAAGACAGAAUCUUGACACAGAAGCGCGUCACACACGUAGAUACAACCGAGGGUUGCGUCCAUGUUCAGACUCAGGACGGAUGCACGUACAGCGGAGACAUUGUUGUAGGUGCGGAUGGCAUCCACAGCGCGGUGAGGAAUGAGAUGUGGCGCAAUGCCAAUGAAGCAGACGCAAAUUUGUUUCAUUCGGAUGAGCUAUCGCGUCUUCAAUCUGAUUCGAAGUGUAUCUUCGGCAUCUCCAAACGGCCCUCGGGGCUGCAAGCUGGACCAAUUCAAAUCAACGCAUUCUUCGAUGGCUGGAAUUACAUGAUGCUUUCAGCACCUGAAAAUCGGCUGUAUUGGUUUCUCUUCAACAAAAUGGAGAAGACCAGUGGCAAGGAUAUCCCUAAAUUCACCAAAGAAGACGAAGCUCGUUUGGCAAAACAACAUUUUGGCGACUAUGUCACCGAAACGACGACCUUUGAGGACAUCUACAACAACCGUCUUAACUCCACGCUCGUCGCUCUCGAGGAGCAUGUCUUUGCAAGAUGGCACUUUGGGAGAAUCAUUGUGAUUGGGGACGCCGCCCACAAGGUCCAUCCCAUUACCGCUCAAGGAGGCAAUGGUGCAAUGGAAACUGCAGCAGCUCUUACCAACGCUCUCAGGCGAAAACUGGACCCAGGUUCCAUGAAUGAACGACUGUCUGAGAAGGAUGUUGAAGAUGUUUUCGCCGAGGUUCAGGCCAGCCGAUUCGAUAGCGCAGCGGCUGCUGUCGAACAAGGCCGCAGGAGUAAAGCCAUCUCCACCCAGGACAAUCUGUUAUCACGAAUCUUCGUUCAUGGCGUGUUGGCCUGGUUCGGCGACCUGCUGAUUAUGACUCUGGUUCUCCAGGGUUAUAAGGGCAGUACCGUUAUCGAGGACCUUGAGGUCACCGACACUCGUCCCGCCUAA
Molecule: messenger RNA, 1299 nt
Organism: Lasiodiplodia theobromae
Lineage: Eukaryota; Fungi; Ascomycota; Dothideomycetes; Botryosphaeriales; Botryosphaeriaceae
Product: Monooxygenase FAD-binding protein
Exons: 5
Coding region: 1-1299 (432 amino acids)
Molecular function (GO): FAD binding
Source: RefSeq, a predicted model, not a curated record